Seminavis robusta is the source of this 2622-nucleotide messenger RNA. NCBI's taxonomy places the organism in Eukaryota, Bacillariophyta, Bacillariophyceae, Naviculales, Naviculaceae. The record is from the annotation of a GenBank genome assembly.
GAAUCUUUUGGAUCUUUUGGAUCUUUCUUCAACGGUUGCUGUAUUGCUGCAUGCUUAGACCACACCAGCAUAUCAUACUUUUACGGGUAGAUAGACGAUGCAUCUCUCGUUUUUGGUAGGAGCAGCGGCAGCGUUGGUUGGAGGAACGAUGAGCGAGAAGAAGAGUGACAAACCGUACGGUUCCUGGGAAUCCCCCAUUACCUCGAAAGCCAUUACGGCUGGCAGUGUGGGUCUCGGUGGGUUAAAGGUCGUAAUUGACGAUGAUGGUAAGGAGGACAAAGUGUUCUGGACCGAAAUGCGCCCUCAGGAAGGCGGUCGUUACGUGCUCUGUCAGUACGAUGAGUCGUCCGACAACAAAAAGAAGGACAUUUCGCCACCUGACUCGAACGUUCGCACACGAGUCCACGAAUACGGUGGUGGCGCCGUGACGUUUGGCGCCGACAAUCUCCUCUUUUUCUCGGAAUUCACCACGCAGCAACUCCACAAAUUGACUGUCACUACUAAAGACACUUGCUCCAGUAGUACUAGUAGUGAACCCAUGACGCCUACGGGAUAUCGAUUUGCCGAUGGGGUCUACGAUGCCACGAGGAAAACCAUCUUUAGUGUCCGCGAAGAUCAUUCCAACAAUCCUGCUCCCAAGGAUGUCGUCAAUGAAAUUGUGGCCAUUGAUACUACUACUACUACUACUACUGCUAGUAAGGACAGCAGCAACACGGUGACGGUCGUGGUUGCCACGGGAAAUGACUUUUUUGCCGCUCCACGGCUCUCCACUACCGAUGCGACCCAAAAGCUGGCCUAUAUUACCUGGAAUCAUCCCAACAUGCCGUGGGAUGCCACACAACUCAAAGUUGUCACACUCUCCUCUGCCUCCAGACAUAUUGUGAUGGAUGGCAUGGCCCACACGGAUUCCCACACUGUCAUUGCCGGAGUCGAUGGAGACACGUCCGUCUUGCAGCCAUUGUGGCAUCCUCACACGGGAGACUUGUUUUAUAUUUCCGAUGAAUCGGGAUUCUACAACAUUUACAAGGCUACGAUGCCGCAAGACUUUAGUACUACGCCUCCUGCUAGUGUCAAUGUCUUGCCCAUGGAGUUUGAUUUUGGAGGUGCCGCACCGGGAUGGUCGUUGGGACAACAGGGAUUCACAUUUCUACAAGACGGACGUUUGGUCGCCACUUACACGAAACAAGGAAUAUCCAUCUUGGUUGUCGCGAACGUCGCGGAACCAGGACCUGCCACACAGAUACAAGAAUUCAGUGCAGAAGAUUCCACAUUGCCACGGCAAUUCGGAGGUGUCGUGGCCGGUAGUGGUACCGCUUUGUAUUUCUUGGGAGGCAGUCCCAGUACCCCCACUUGUCUCUAUAAAUGGGAUCUUUCGGACGCACAACAACAACAACCACCUGUCCUGUUGGCAUCGUCUUCGUCGCUCCAAUUUCCCAGUAGUGUCAUUUCCACACCGCAACAAAUCACGUUUGCCACGACGUUGGGCAAUGCCUACGGCUAUUACUAUCCACCUACCAAUGGCAAUUACACGUGUACCACGGAAUCGGCACCACCAUUAUUGGUCAAGGCGCAUGGAGGACCCACGGCGUGUGCCAGUACCACCUUUAAUGCCGGCAUUCAGUAUUGGACAUCGAGAGGAUUUGCCGUGUUGGAUGUCGAUUAUGGCGGUAGUACGGGAUAUGGUCGCGAGUAUCGUCGUCGAUUGCGCAAAUCCUGGGGUAUUGUCGAUAUUGACGAUGUCUGUGCCGGAGCCAAACAUUUGGUAGAGCAACAAUUGGCCGACAAAGAACGAUUGUGCAUUGAUGGAGGCAGUGCCGGAGGAUACACCACAUUGGGGGCGUUGGCGUUUCGCAAUGAUGUAUUCAAAGCAGGCUGUUCCCUCUAUGGAGUGGGAGACCUCACGGCAUUGGCCGGAGACACGCACAAGUUCGAAUCGCGGUAUUUGGAUGGCCUCGUCGGACCAUAUCCGCAAGAUGAGGCCAUUUACAAGCAACGAUCGCCCAUUGAAAGUGUCGAUACCUUGUCGUGUCCCAUCUUGUUACUGCAGGGGAUGGAAGACAAGAUUGUACCGCCCAAUCAGGCCGAAACCAUGCACCAGGCACUGCUACAAAAAGGAAUCCCGACCUGUCUCAAAAUGUACGAGGGAGAACAACACGGGUUUCGCAAGGCGGAAAACAUUCAAGAUGCACUCGAUAGUGAAUUGGCGUUUUAUGGAAAAGUGUUUGGCUUUGACGUCCCGGGUGGCAUUGACUUGAAAAUUGAUAACAUGUAGUAAUCAUCAAUCAAGUUGGUGGUGGUACUUUACUGUGAUUCGAUUCGAUUCGAUUCGAUUCGAUUCAUGUGCACUGUUGCUUCUAUUGAGGAUUCCUUGUAAAGGCCUCGUCAAUACCCAACAGCACGCUUGUGGAAAGCUUUGUCAUUGCCAACAUGGGGGCGAUGAUGGCAACUAAGAAUUUCGAUGGACCAUCAUUCUGGCCUCGAUUGCCAACCCUUGAAACUGACCCGGGGCCAACACACAGGUGAGUUUGAAUGCUCCCUUGCUGAUGUGGAAACCUCUAUAGCUAGCUAGCUCAAUGGCAUAGAUCCACACUAUUUACAUAUAGCAGUUUCGGUCGAUCUUUG